CAGACAGGGAGAACCUCAAACUCAAACUGUGAAAUAACCCAUCCAUCACACACUAACGUUAUCUCCAACAAGAAUAUAAUUUUUGUUGUUGUCUGGUCAUGUCGUUCAAAGUUGCGGCAGUGGCGGAGAAACUGCCGGAGGUGGUGGUGAGGCAGUACGAGGAGGAGAGAGACAAGGUGGCGGUGGAGGAGCUAGAGUCACAGUGCGAGGUCGGGCAAGAGGGGAAGCCCCGCCUUGUCAUUGACCUCUUGGAUGAUCCUAUUGGCCGCGUUCGAAAUGCUCCGUUACAUGUCAUGAUGGUUGCGGAGCAUGGGAUAUCGAAAGAAAUCGUUGGAGUUAUAAGAGGUUCUAUUAGAAGUGUGAGCCGAGGACAGAAGGGCAAGAAUGAUAAUUCUACAGAUUAUGUCGACGUUGCAUAUAUCCUUGGCCUAAGGGUUUCAUCACAACACAGGCGGCUAGGGAUCGGAACAAAGCUUGUCCAAAGCUUAGAAAAUUGGGGUAGAAGCAAUGGAGCUGAUUAUAUUUACAUGGCCACAGAUUGCAGCAAUCAAGCAUCCAUAAACCUGUUCACCGGAACAUUGAACUACGUUAAAUUCCGAACCCCAUCGGUCUUAGUACAGCCCGUUCACCGUCACAAGAAGCCGAUAGGCUCCGACGUGGCCGUCGUUAGGGUUCCGCCGCAGCUGGCCGAGUCCUAUUACCGGCGAAAUUUCGACGGCUCAUCGGAGUUCUUCCCCAAGGACAUUAACCUGGUUCUCAACAACAAACUAAACCUGGGCACUUUCAUGGCCGUCCCCAAAGAAAGCCUCUCAACCUGGGAGCCCGACAGCGGGGUUUUCCCGACCAAUCAUGCGAUACUAAGCAUAUGGGACGCUAAGGAAGUGUACAAGGUUCAAGUGAAGGGUUUGUCGGCGUUGAAACAAGCUUGCUUUUUGGGAACUAGGGUUUUGGACAGGUUGAUCCCAUGGAUAAGGUUGCCUUCUGUCCCCAAUGUGUCCAAGAAUUUUGGGUAUUAUUUCUUGUUCGGGCUUCGCAUGGAAGGCCAGAGUGGUUCGGAGAUGAUGGAAUCGUUGUGGGCGUUCGCCCACAACGUGGCUAGAAACGACCGACGAGGUUGCGAGUUGUUGAUAGCGGAGGUUAGCCCGGAUGACCCUGUCCGAAGGGGAAUCCCGCACUGGAAGAAUUUUUCGUGGCAAGAUUUGUGGUGCAUCAAACACUUGAAUUUAGUUGGGGAUAAUAAUAAUAAUAAUAAGGCGGCUAACAUCGUACAUGAUUCUUCGGAGGAUUCGAUUAUGUACCAUGAUUCUUCUGCUCUCAUUUUUGUUGAUCCUCGCGACAUUUGACGACGGUUUUUAUUUAUUUCAUUUGCAUGCUGCAAUUUGUAUACUUCUAUAAUAUAUUUUAAGUCAAUUU
Molecule: messenger RNA, 1413 nt
Organism: Ipomoea nil (Japanese morning glory)
Lineage: Eukaryota; Viridiplantae; Streptophyta; Magnoliopsida; Solanales; Convolvulaceae
Product: probable N-acetyltransferase HLS1
Exons: 3
Coding region: 99-1343 (414 amino acids)
Molecular function (GO): acyltransferase activity, transferring groups other than amino-acyl groups
Source: RefSeq, a predicted model, not a curated record